AUGGCUUCUCCGAUACCAUCGAGGAUUCCUCGACCUGCAAGCACGGAGAACUUCAUGUCCGACAGGGAAGUUGUUAGGUUGCUAAAUGAGCUACACUUGGAGAAGAUAAGAGCAGAAACGAGGGCAUCGAACUUGCAGGCACAGAUCGAGGAUUUACAUAAGCGUUUGGAUACUGUCAGCGGCUACGUGGUAUCCGACAGUGAGUCCAAUGCUGAUGGAUCAGAGUACAGCAGAUCUGUGGAUAAUCAGAUUCAGGACUUAGAGGAAGUGGGAUCAGAGCUGGAUAAUUUCAUCAGGCUGCGAAGCUACAUACUUCAUAUGCAGGAAGGGGCGUCCCUUUUGCUCUGGCGCGAAGAUGGACUGCAGCUCUGCUGGUUCUGGCUGGAUAAAGAAUGCAAGUCCCUCAACUGGGACUUUGACGAACAAGACCUCGGCGGGGGCGUUGAAGGAAUGACGGGGGACUCGCUUCUGUUGGAGAGGAUCAUCGACAUCGUCCCGUUGGGUGCUGGUCCAGAUCAGCUCACCGAUAAUCCUACUGACUCAAGUUUCACGAUCAUUCAUGACGGAGGUAGAGCCGAUGAGUAUCAAGACACUGGAAAUGACUUCCAGUGGUCAGGAAAACUGGACAUUGUCGCUCCAACCUCGCUAGACUUUCAAGUGUGGUAUUUUGGCCUCGCGUUUGCAACUCGGUUGCGAAUGAACGCGGUAGAAGAUGUUCAAGGUGAAAUUCCUCGCGGGAUGAACGAGACAGAAUGGUUGGUGAACGAAGAUCACGAGAUUCACAGUCCAAGUCGUAUGAAGCGUUCAAGUGUCCAGUUUCUUGACACUGAGGCGGACAAAAACCAUGAUUCGCCCGAGGUUGAAAAUCUGAUGACGAAGAUGGAAGAGCAAAGGAGGUUAAUAGAGCAGUUGCAACGAGAGAACCAAGCACUCAAGGAAGUAAGAAGGAACAAGGAUGAAGCCAUCUCAAGACUGCUGAAAGACUUACAAGCUGCGGAGAACAGGAGCUGGGAGAACAUGGUAGAGUACACGGAUAGAGAGAGUUCGAAACGGUUGACCGUCGAGACAGCAAGAAGGAAAGACACCCGCUACGAGCCAGGAGAGUGA
Messenger RNA from Guillardia theta CCMP2712, 1107 nucleotides. RefSeq lists its product as hypothetical. The coding region runs from base 1 to 1107 and encodes 368 amino acids. The record is from RefSeq and is a predicted model, not a curated record. NCBI's taxonomy places the organism in Eukaryota, Cryptophyceae, Pyrenomonadales, Geminigeraceae. The transcript has 16 exons.